Panicum hallii is the source of this 2123-nucleotide messenger RNA. Its product is annotated as serine/threonine protein phosphatase 2A 57 kDa regulatory subunit B' kappa isoform-like. Lineage: Eukaryota; Viridiplantae; Streptophyta; Magnoliopsida; Poales; Poaceae. Gene Ontology annotation, molecular function: protein phosphatase regulator activity. The transcript has 2 exons. Gene Ontology annotation, cellular component: protein phosphatase type 2A complex. Gene Ontology annotation, biological process: signal transduction. The record is from RefSeq and is a predicted model, not a curated record. The coding region runs from base 359 to 1810 and encodes 483 amino acids.
UCGUCUUCCGUACGCCCGCCCGACACCCAGCUGUAAGCUCGAGCUCCCCACUGCGAAUCCGCCCAAAGCUCUGCGCUUUCUGCCCCCUCCUCUACCCCCCGCGAGAUCCCAUCCAUGGCAGCCUCCGCGGCUCGCCUCCGGGUCUGAGCCCGUCCAGCUACCACGGGAUCCUCUUCUGACGCUUCCGCUCCACUGUCCGACGGCCGCACGGUUCUUUGCCGUCCAAGAUUCGCCGCUCAGUUUCUGGGGGUCGGUAUAGUGGGUGGUCGGUAGUUGUCCGUGGCCUUCCCAUGGAUUGUUGAAACGGGUCUUUGAUGCCAGCGGUGGGCACCCGCACUCUGCUGCUGCCGCCGCCGCCAUGUGGAAGCAGUUUCUUGGCAAGAUCUCACAGAAGUCGCUCAAAUCCGGCAGCGGCGGCCGAGGCUCGCCGCUGCAGAAGUCGCCGCCGUCGUGUGGAGCCAAUGGGGCUAAAGCGGAGCUGAGAGCAUCGCCUCCGCCGCAGGCGUCGGCCGUCGCCGCGGCGCCUGGGUCGGAGACCAGGGAGGACGUGUUCCUCCGCAAGCUCAACGUCUGCUGCGUGGUGUUCGACUUCGCCGCCGAGCGGGGGAGGGACUCACCGGAUGUGGAGAGGAAGCGGCAGGUGCUCGUGUCCCUCGUCGACUGCGUCUCCGGGGCUGAGGAGCCCCUCACGGAGGCAAUGAUCUCGGCCUGCGUCCGCAUGUUCGCCAUCAACCUCUUCAGGGUCUUCCCGCCCAAGCUCCACUCCGGCGGCGCCACUGAUGAGGACGAGCCAUUCUUUGACCCCUCCUGGUACCACCUGCAGGUCGUGUACGAGCUGCUGCUCCGGUUUGUGAUGUCACCGGUUGUCGAUGUGAAGGUCGCUAGGAAGUACAUGGACAACUCAUUCAUCUCUAGGCUUCUGGACCUGUUCGAUUCUGAUGACCCUAGGGAGAGGGAAUGCUUGAAGGCAGUCUUGCACAGGAUAUACGGAAAAUUCAUGGGGAAUAGGUCGUUUAUCCGCAAGGCGGUGAGCAACAUCUUCUACAGGUUUGUGUUUGAGGCGGAUCAUUACAAUGGGAUUGCUGAGCUGUUGGAGGUGUUUGGGAGCGUAAUUAGUGGUUUCGCAAAGCCGCUGAAGGAGGAGCAUAAGUUGUUUCUGUGGAAGGCGUUGAUUCCACUUCACAAGCCAAAGACAGUUGGAGUGUAUUUGCCACAGUUGACAUACUGCAUUACACAGUUUAUUGAGAAGGAACCAAAGCUCACAGGGACUGUUAUUAGAGGCCUCCUGAAGUACUGGCCGGUGACGAACAGUCAGAAGGAGAUGAUGUUCUUGGGAGAGUUGGAGGAGGUGCUGGAGUUGACAGAAAUGGCUGAUUUCCAGAAGUGUGUCGUUCCCUUGUUUCGCAGGAUUGCGCAAUGCCUGAAUAGCUCUCAUUUUCAGGUUGCUGAAAGGGCCUUAUUCCUGUGGAAUAAUAAACAUUUGUUUGACCUGAUUUCCCAAAACCGACAAGUUAUCCUGCCAAUCAUAUAUCCUGCUUUGGAAAGGAACGCUCGUUGGCACUGGAAUCAGUCAGUUCUAAAUGUAACAAUGAAUGUGAGGAAAAUGUUCUUUGACAUGGACGAGAGAUUGCUUCUGACUUGUGAGACCAAUUUCCAAGCGGAGGAAAAGAGGCGAGCUGCAUCUGAGGAACGAAGAAGGCUUGUAUGGGAGCGCCUCGAGAGGAAUGCUGCAUUUCAAUCAGUAACCGGAGACAUAGGCUUUGCAGUUCCUCCUACAUCUGCUCCUCUGGUAGCUCCUGCUAUGACAUGAUUAGUCAUGGACUCAGAUGUAAUUCAUAAUUCAUUCUGCUUGAUCGAUAGCUAGCUAUGGGUAUUUGGUGUUGCGCAAGGAAUUUUGUUGCCUUUGUAAGCCCCUUGUGCCAAAGUCUGUAAUUAAUAGUUGCUGGUUUGACAACAAAUGCUUGAUCCUUUGGUGUACUCUCAAGUUAUGGACAUAUCUGUCUGUCUCAAGAUAAUGUCCAGUUAUACUUGACUGGUGGGGGUGUGAAAGUGGUUUAUUUUCUUGGAAAAUUUUUGAAUGGAUCUGAAUAGCUUGUGUCAUGUUAAUGUGGCUGUCUUCUUUA